This is a messenger RNA of Melanaphis sacchari, 557 nucleotides long. RefSeq lists its product as uncharacterized. Bases 69 to 491 code for a protein of 140 amino acids. NCBI's taxonomy places the organism in Eukaryota, Metazoa, Arthropoda, Insecta, Hemiptera, Aphididae. The transcript has 2 exons. The record is from RefSeq and is a predicted model, not a curated record.
AUUCAUAUAGCUUUAUUCAUUUAAAAUUAACAUAAAUAUAAAAUUCAACUGUGGAACCUCGACCAGCAAUGGCUUUUAAGAAAAUGUCGAUGUACGCCAGUUUAGUGGUGGUAGCUAUCAUAAGCUGCAAUGUACAAAACAUUAAUGCACAGAUGGAAGCAUUAAUAGAUCAAGAUUUCUAUCAAGUCAAAAGCAGUUUAUACGAUUUGCAAGAGGCUGAAUUUAACUUGAUGAAUGAUUCACAAAAAUUAAAUGACAUGCAAAAAGAAUAUUUGUCAGGAAGAGCUGACUAUUCUGCUGUGGAGCGAGCAAGAAAUGAACUAAUCAGGUCUAAAAACAAGUGGUUCUCAAAAGUAAUGAGAUAUCUGCAUGCAUCAAAUGAAUUUGAGCCUACAGUCAACUAUCAAGCCUAUCCUCAAAAUUUGUAUGACUUAGACUCUUAUAAAAGUCUAAGUGAAAUACCAGUGAACCCACCCACAAUCGUAGCAUAACCCUCAUUUUAAUUAUUUUUCUUUCUGAUGUAUGCUAUUGUUUUUUUUUUUUUAUUAUUAUUAAUC